This is a messenger RNA of Pestalotiopsis fici W106-1, 1704 nucleotides long. RefSeq lists its product as uncharacterized. The record is from RefSeq and is a predicted model, not a curated record. Gene Ontology annotation, molecular function: serine-type endopeptidase activity; tripeptidyl-peptidase activity. The coding region runs from base 1 to 1704 and encodes 567 amino acids. Lineage: Eukaryota; Fungi; Ascomycota; Sordariomycetes; Amphisphaeriales; Sporocadaceae. The transcript has 5 exons. Gene Ontology annotation, biological process: proteolysis.
AUGUUCGUGUCUACUACCGUCGCUCCCGCCCUUUUGGCGCUUGCGGCCCGCGCCUUGGCUCUGCCAUCCGCCGGACGUCGCGAUGUUCCGUCUACCAGUGUCUGGGAGUCCGUUGAGGCUGCUCCCUCUUCUUGGGCUCAGGACGAGAUCGCCGCUAGAUCCGAUGAGUCGAUUGAGCUUCACAUCCAGUUGGCUCAACAGAACAUGGUCGAGUUCGAGCAAUUGGCCUUGGCUAUUGCUACUCCCGGUAACGCCAAGUAUGGUCAGCACAUGACUCGUGAUGAGAUUGACGCCAUCAUUGCCCCCAAGGAGGAAUCCCGGCAACUCGUUUUCGAGUGGCUCGGCAACAACAGCCUCUCUGACACUGCCUCUUUGAACGAGCGUGGAAACAUUGUCACUGUCACCACUACCGUCAGCAAGGCCGAGCAGCUCCUCAACACCAAGUACAACAGCUACACCAAUGCCGAGACUGGUGAGAAGGCCACUCGCGCCCUCAGCGUCAGCCUGCCCGAGAUUCUGUUUGAGCACAUCAGCACCAUCCAGCCCACGACCUUCUUUGGUUUCAAGCCCAUCACCCCCAAGGUUCGCACUGACAUUGGACCUGAUGUCACCUACACCACCCCUACUUCCCUGUCGACCCUGUACAACUUCAAGGGCGCCACUGCCCUGACCCAGGGUAAGAUGGGUAUUGCUGGUUUCAUCAAGCAGUGGCCCAGCACUGCUGACCUCAAGACCUUCCUUGGAAAGUUCGCCAUUUCCGGCUUCGGCAACAGCGCUCUGAGCUACACUUGCACCAGCGUCAACAGCGGCCAGUGCCCCGCCAGCCCUUCUGGAGCCAACAUUGGUGUCGAGGCCAACCUUGACGUCCAGUACGCCCGUGCUAUUACCAGCAAGAUCCCCAACGAGUUCUACUCGGUCGGUGGAAACAACAACCAGAUCUACGAGUACCUCUCCGAGUAUCUUCUCGCUCUGAGCGCUGCCGAGCGCCCCAACGUCGUCUCCGUCUCCUACGGUGGUGAUGAGAGCUCCGUCACCAAGAGCGUCGCCUCAACCACCUGCAACCAGUUCAUGCAGCUCGGUGCCGCCGGUGUCUCUAUCCUGUUUGCCUCUGGUGACUCUGGUGUCGGCUCUGGCUGCACCAUCAGCGGCUCCAAGGCCUACCAGCCCGACUUCCCCGGUGGUUGCCCCUACGUGACCAUGGUCGGUGGUACCACUGGUUCGACCACCGAGCAGGCCUGGGUUGACGGUGGCGGUGGUUUCUCCAACUACUUCACCCGCCCAACCUGGCAGGAUACCCAGGUUUCCUCCUGGUUGUCCAAGAACAAGGACGGCAACACCCAGUACUACAACAGUGCCGGCCGUGCUUACCCCGACGUCGCUGCUGCUGCCACCUACUUCGAGAUUGUCGACGGCAGCAAGACUGAGGCUGUCGACGGUACCUCUUGCGCUGCUCCCACCUUUGCCAGUAUCAUUGAGCUCGUCAACAGCAACCGUCUGGCUGCUGGCAAGUCUGCUCUUGGUUUCCUGAACCCCUGGUUGUACGGCAACGCCUCAAGCGCCCUGACCGAUAUCACUGCUGGCUCCAUCGGUGGUUGUGCUGCCAUCUCUGGCGCUGGUUUCACCGCCAUUGCUGGCUGGGACCCCGCCACUGGUCUUGGUACACCCAACUACCAGAAGCUGCUCACCGUCUCCAACGCCACCUAA